This is a messenger RNA of Papaver somniferum (opium poppy), 1863 nucleotides long. RefSeq names its product transcription factor bHLH48-like. The transcript has 7 exons. The coding region runs from base 334 to 1467 and encodes 377 amino acids. The record is from RefSeq and is a predicted model, not a curated record. Gene Ontology annotation, molecular function: protein dimerization activity; DNA-binding transcription factor activity. Gene Ontology annotation, biological process: regulation of DNA-templated transcription. NCBI's taxonomy places the organism in Eukaryota, Viridiplantae, Streptophyta, Magnoliopsida, Ranunculales, Papaveraceae. Gene Ontology annotation, cellular component: nucleus.
UUGAUGCAACUUGUCUGGGGUUGACACUUCUAACCACGCCAGGCCUGCUAGUAAGUUUUGACCAUGGCCCAAGAGUAUACCCACUUUAUAUAGAAUACUCAGAUUUUUUACUAAUAUAAAAAGGAAGCAACUAUUUCUUCUUCCUAAAAUCUCUUAAUUCUCUCUCCCUGUUUCUUCUCCACAAAGAUUUCUCCGACAAACUCCUGUUUUUCAGAAGUGCCAAAUAUUUCUUAAGAAAGUAGUUAAACAGACUGCAUUUUCAUCAAAUUUGAGAAAAUUAGAGAACAGUUUUAGGUGAAAUUGAAGUUGUAUUUUGGGAUUUCACGGAGAUUAAUGGCGGGAAACAUGACGGAAGAGUUAACAACUGAAAGUGGAAACUCAUUCACAGCUCUUCUCGGGCUUCCACCAAAUCAAGCUGUGGAGUUACUACACGAACCAGAAUUAAGUCAGAAUCAACUGAUUUUCGCCAUGGAAACCAAUGAAGAUAUGCAGAAAGGGAAGUUGAAUCAAAGUUAUAAUACUGAUUGUUCUUCAAUGUUCAUCACGAGCUCAGAUCUUGUUGAACGAGCAUCAAGGUUUUCAAUCUUUACCAAAAAUGAAGAAGAAAUUUCUGCAACGAAUUUCGCUGUUUCUUCAAAUUCAUGCGAAUUGAAGAAAGAACCAAUUGAUACAGAUUCAAACCCUGAUUCACCACUCGUGUUUUCCGAUUCAUCAAUUAAGAAGAGAUCAUCAACAAAGAGAAAAGAAAGAGAGAAAAUAAAGGCUAAAGUUUGUGGUGGAAAGAGCAAAGACAAGGAAAUUUCUGAAAAGGAAGAAGCAGAUUGCAAGAAACUUCCUUAUGUUCAUGUUAGAGCUCGUCGAGGACAAGCCACUGACAGCCAUAGCUUAGCUGAAAGAGCAAGAAGAGAGAAAAUUAAUGCAAGGAUGAAGUUGCUGCAAGAACUGGUCCCUGGAUGCACUAAGAUAACAGGUACAGCAUUAGUGCUCGACGAGAUAAUAAACCACGUCCAGUCUCUUCAGCGUCAAGUUGAGUUUCUAUCGAUGAAGCUUGCUACAGUUAGUCCAAGAAUGGACUUCAGCCUCGAAAGCCUAUUGUCAUUACAAAGUGGAGGAAGUUUAACUGCUAGUAGCUUUCCAAGUACAUUUACUUCUGACCCUUCAUCAUGGCCGGAUUUAAUCCAUAUCAUGAAUAACAACAGUAGUUCUACUACCACUGGUACCAGAGGAGGAGGAACAGAACAUCAAUUUCAGUAUGAUCAUGAUCAACAACAUCAGAAUCAGCUACUUCAACAACACCAAUAUUUAUGGCAUCCUGAUAUGUUGCAACAGCAACCACCAGUUUGGGAAAGAGACGGUAAUCAAAGCUUUGCCACAAGUCCUGAUAACUCUGUUUACAGUAGUUACAACCCCACAAAUUCAGUGGUUUUUCGACAUGGGGUGCCCGACCAGUUGAAAAUGGAAAUUUGAAGUUGAAAUUAUUAGCUAGCAUUACUAUACAGCAGUAUAUUUUUUAGCAUUGUACAUAUCAGGCACUAUAUAGAGAGUUUAAAUAUUACAAGGGUUAGUGUAGAUUUUGUAUCUCCAGUUCUCCACCGUGCAUUACAGGCUUUAGAGUUUCCAACUAAUUGUCUGGCACCAUAUUGGCAGAACGAAGCAGUUAGAAGAAAACUUGAUAAAUUUGGUUUCUAUUAUAUGUCUAGCUAGGUAUAUAAUAUAUACACUAACCCAUUUGUGUGAUUCAGUUGAUAUACUUCUCCUUGGGUUCAGCUUGAAAGAGCAAAUAUAAAACUGAUUCAUCUUAUUGUAAGACAUUGAUCGAACAAGUUUAUGUAAUGUAAUUUGUUAUUUCCUUAUCUGGUGUAA